AUGGCUCAUCCCUCCCCGGCGGCGGCGGCGGGCGGAUUCGUGCUGUGGCUGCACGGGUCCGGCGAGACGGGCGAGCGGAGCCGCGCCCAGGUCGCCCCCUACUUCUCCGCCACCCCAGCCCUCCGCCUGUGCUUCCCCACCGCCCCCACCACCCCCAUCACCUGCUACGGUUGUGAGAUCAUGAUCAAUGCUUGGUUCGGCAUCCCGGGAACCCCUAUAACCGCGACCACUGUUAGAGAUGAAAAGGGAGUCCUUAAAGCUGUUGAGCAUGUGCACGAAAUGUUAGACAAGGAAGUGGCCGCCGGGACGAGUCCUGCAGACAUUUUCGUUUGUGGACUAAGCCAAGGAGGUGCUCUAGCCGUAGCAAGUGUAAUGCUGUACCCCAAAACUUUAGGCGGCUGUGCUGUUUUCAGUGGUUCAGUUCCUCUAAGCAAAUCAUUCGCCGAGAGGGUGCCACCUGAAGCUAGAAAGACUCCAGUAUUAUGGUUCCAUGGGAUGGCGGACGGGUUAGUACUGUUUGAAGCGGGGCAAGCCGGGUGCGCAUUUCUCCAAAAGCUUGGCAUGGCCUGCAUAUUCAAGGCUUAUCCAGGUCUUGGACACUCGUUGGUGGAUCAAGAGCUUCAGUAUUUUCGACAAUGGGUACUGGAGCGUCUAGGGAUCUCUCAACGAACUGAAGCUGCAGGACCAUCGUCGUCAUCUUGACCACUGAAAUUUCUAUCAACUGAUCUUCAAAUUUAUGGGUACCAUUUCUAGUUGGUACAUUACUAUAUCAGUGACCUGAA
Molecule: messenger RNA, 782 nt
Organism: Lolium rigidum
Lineage: Eukaryota; Viridiplantae; Streptophyta; Magnoliopsida; Poales; Poaceae
Product: probable carboxylesterase Os04g0669600
Exons: 6
Coding region: 1-702 (233 amino acids)
Biological process (GO): protein depalmitoylation
Cellular component (GO): cytoplasm
Molecular function (GO): palmitoyl-(protein) hydrolase activity; carboxylic ester hydrolase activity
Source: RefSeq, a predicted model, not a curated record